GCAAGGGAGGUGCACUUUGCAUUCAGUAAUUAAUUCAUACACACAUACAUAGACAUGUAUCAAGAAUUCAUCUCCACUAUUCCGGCGGCCACUGGCUGGAGCUCCGACGAAGUCAGUUUUGCCGACACGGUUUUUGGGUUUUGGGAGGAUGCUCAUGUCCUUGUCCCACCGGGAAAUUCAUCAGAUUCCAGCAACGAUGAAUUAGAUUACAAUGAUGAGGAAGAAGAUGGAAGUUUUUGCAACCUGGAAAAGAAUAAAGCUUUCUGGGAAGAACAAGAACAACUUCUUAAGGCAACUUUGUGUAGGACUAGCUCGCGUGAGAUGAAAAUCCGGCAAGCUGUGAAGGAGGCUUUAGGGGAAUUGAACAUGUCGGAGUUGCUCUGCUUUUGCCGGAGACCGGUGGCGACUAGGAGCUGCCGGGAUUGUUUGCGGAGGGAGAUGUGUGAUCGAUUAUUGAACCUUGGCUACAAUUGUGUCAUUUGCAAAUCUAAAUGGAGGAGUUCAUCGGAAAUCCCAUCAGGGGAGCACACUUACUUGGAAGUGACAGAAAAUUCAUCAAACGCCAAAAGAGGGGUAGUAAAAGUGGUAAUUGAACUGAACUUCCGAGCCGAAUUCGAGAUGGCGCGUGCCAACGAAGAGUACUUCCAAUUAGCUACGAAAUUGCCUGAAGUAUUUGUUGGCAAAUCAGAGAGGCUAAGAGCAGUGGUUAAGAUCAUGUGCUCAGCUGCUAAAAAAUGCAUGAAGGAGAAGAAAAUGCACUUAGCACCAUGGAGGAAGCAAAAGUACAUGCAAGCAAAGUGGCUUGGAACAUGCUUAGAUAGGUCCAUAGUGGAACCGUUGCCUAUGGUGGACACAACUAGAGGAGCUAGACCUAAGGCUUCAAUGCUCACUUGUGAUUUAUUAGACAACAUUUCUGGAUUGCACUGUAGGAAUGCAGUGGAGGUUGUUUGAAUUAGAUGAUGAUCAAGGAUUUUGUUUAGGUUUUAUAUGCUAUAUAUGAUUAACGGUGUUAUGUUGAAUUAAUGAUUGUAAAAUUUUGAGUUAAGGGUGUUUAGAUGUCCGCUUGUAAACAUUAGGAUCGAUUCUCUGCUGUUAAAAUCAAUUUUGAGCGUUUAUAAAUUAAUGUUUUCUUUCAUAA
Messenger RNA from Lotus japonicus, 1138 nucleotides. RefSeq lists its product as uncharacterized. The record is from RefSeq and is a predicted model, not a curated record. The transcript has 3 exons. Lineage: Eukaryota; Viridiplantae; Streptophyta; Magnoliopsida; Fabales; Fabaceae. Bases 55 to 951 code for a protein of 298 amino acids.